Symbiodinium sp. CCMP2456 is the source of this 432-nucleotide messenger RNA. The record is from the annotation of a GenBank genome assembly. NCBI's taxonomy places the organism in Eukaryota, Dinophyceae, Suessiales, Symbiodiniaceae.
AUGCAGGGAUGCGUCGACUCAGUCCGAGCCCCAGCCGGCGAGAAUGAAGCCGAGUGCCUGUCAACGCCGACUUCGUUGCGACGUCGUUCUCGAUUCUUCCCGAUUGCGGCAUACAGUGAGAUCCUGCUGGCAGACCCUGCCAGCAUCGAGCGUAGUUCGGAAAGUCAAGUAGAUCUAUGUGGAGUAGCCUGGCGACUCUUCCUGGACCUCCUGGUCUAUCGCCUAGUGAACUGCAGGGUCUAUGCAGUUUCGCUUUGCAAGGCUUUGGCAAAAGAGUUGCAAGCCUUGACGCGUGAUCGGUUUCUAUGCUACUACGUUGCUCUUGCCGUCUGCAGCUUGUUCCUGGGCUACUACGUGGCCCUUGCCCUUUGUUACUUGUGUUGUUUGUUGAUGUUUGUUGGCGCAUCAAACAAUUCAGGCAAUCAAGGCUGA